UUCGCUCGAAUCAGUGUGACAGUACAGUUACAACAGCUAACAGUCCUAUCGUACGAGCCGUAUUAUCAAUACUCUAUCCGGAGCGCAAACCCAGACACCUACCUGCUGGAUGCAAUCUAACGAAGCAUCCCCGUGAGCAUUUCAAGUAUAUAUUUCCAAACGAACCAUAAAGCAAAUCAGGUAUCAAUUACAAUCCGUUGGAAACUGCAAGCCAAUGCUCGGAGUGCAAUAAAAUAAAACAAUAAUAAUAUAUACAACAGUGCUGUUUAGUCAAGCGUAAAGCGGUUCAAAAGUUUAUCACCGAAACCGUCUCAUAACCAUUGGAAGCUCAUCAAUCAUCCCUCAAGCUGAUCGAUACUUGCAAGAUUCCACUCCCGUCAAUAUGUGCAAAUCAGUCCUGGUGUUCUCAGAUGACAACUUUGCGCACUGUGAAUAAGCAGCUCGUGCGCGAACCUCCUUGAGGUGUACUCCAGAGUGGAACAGUUAGUUUUUUUUGCUCGGUAAAUAGUAUCAAAUCCACUGCAGUGUAUCGCGUAAGGAGUUGAAGUGCUGGUUUAAGGCUGAAAAACGAAUAGAAUCGAUUUUUGAUGUAGUAAAUUUUCGACCCAGACCUGCUCAACGGUUGGUCUUACUAGGUGCGGUUUCCUCCGAGAAACCGGCCGAAACCACAAACCCGCUGUGUUGUUUCAUGGCGUUAGCUGUCUAUUUAUUAAAAGUUCCUGGAUUUCCACCGAUUGCCGUUUAACAGUCAUGUUUUGCUCAGCACGAACUACAGCAGUUUCAAGUUCUAAUCGCCUGAAGAAUCCGGUCAGCCGAAGUGACUCAUCAGUCUACGAUGUCGAAAUAGGAGAACGGACACCCUUGCUUGUGAGGAAGGUGUGCGUCGAUGCAGACAGACAGCAUGGCAGGGACGAUCGAAACACCAUCCAGACAACAGCACUUCUCGCGAUUCUGGCAUUGGUGCUGUUUUUGUUGAUGGGAAUUGUCAUUGGAAUCUACUUGAUGCUGUUACAAAUUCCACGUCCAUGGCCAGUGUCCCACCCGUUUUAUUUGGUUGAACGGCCUGUGUGGUGGUCUCAUUCAGCCACGCUGGAGGCAUCUCCGUUGAACAAAACAGCUGUACAAAACCUGAUAAUAAUGCACACAAACAGCGAGUCAUGUCACGAUCAGAUCACGUGUAGUCAAAUCGCUCGUAACGUUCAGAAUGAUGCAUGGACCCACCGAGCAACGCAUAUUCCAUAUAACUUUUUGAUCGGUGGCGAUGGAAAGACAUACGAAGCGCGAGGCUGGAAAGGGCAGCAUGGUUUCAUGGAGCUUCCUAGCAGGAAUGAUACCAUCGUGGUUGGUAUUAUAGGUACAUACAAUCGCAGGCGACCAGAUGAUGUUCUAUUUGCCGAGACGAAGGCGUUGAUUACGGAGUCCAUUCGGCGGUUUAGCUUAUCACCGGCUUACCGAUUGUAUGGUGUUAUUAACAGCACUGCGCCGGAAAACCACGCGGGCGCGCUCUAUGCUGGACUGAAACGGUGGAAUCAUUGGAGAGGAUUUGUUACGAUUUAACUUUUUUCAAACAAAUUAUCGAGUUCUUGCAGGAUCAAAACGAUUAAAAUUAUAUUGAACCAAGUUGAGAAUUACAUACGAAAUCGGAACAUAUCUUGUUAACAUGAAGUUCAUAUGCUAUCUACCCAAACCAAACGUUAGAUAAUCUUGA
Wyeomyia smithii (pitcher-plant mosquito) is the source of this 1708-nucleotide messenger RNA. Its product is annotated as peptidoglycan-recognition protein SD-like. Gene Ontology annotation, biological process: peptidoglycan catabolic process. The transcript has 4 exons. The record is from RefSeq and is a predicted model, not a curated record. Bases 751 to 1557 code for a protein of 268 amino acids. Gene Ontology annotation, molecular function: N-acetylmuramoyl-L-alanine amidase activity; zinc ion binding. NCBI's taxonomy places the organism in Eukaryota, Metazoa, Arthropoda, Insecta, Diptera, Culicidae.